UCAAAUGACUCAAAAAACCCGAUUCACUUUGGUGAGUGAGUCAUUAAAACUCGAUUCAGUAAAAAGAAUCAAAUUUAUCAUCACUAGCAGUUACUCGAUAAGAGCCCAGACCAAUCACAUGAGCCAAGGUGUGAACACAGGUGUGGGUCACAAUCAGCCAAGGUUUAGGGUGAGCUCGUUGUGAAACCUACCCAACCCUAUCACGUCACUUCAUUUCUUGCAGCAUGCAGCUGAGGCUCAACGCAUUGCUUGCAUUGAAGAGUCCUGCAUUUUGGGUCCUACUUCCCCACACACCCACGGUCUGCCACCACAGACUGCAACAACUUUGGUUGGAUAGAAAUGUCUAGAAAAGGAGCUGACACAAAGACAUCAGCGGGAAUUAUUUUGGCUUUUGUCAGUCACAUUUAUGUUAAUCAGGCUACUCUCGAUCAGCCUGUGUUACCGUUCGUUUCAUUGGUGCUUUGGUUUGGGGAAGUUGUUUCUUUCCUGAUCUUUUCCUGUCUUCUGUUCUCAGACCUGAGAUAGGACUUCUUUCUGCUCUAUGUCUACGAGACGUGCUGUGGAAGUAAACAAACCACAGUUUGGUCUGCAGCUAUUCAGAGAUCAGAUCCCACAGAGGGUCCACACUGUCUGCACUGUAUGUAGUCACGUCUGCAGGUUUUCGUGUCCAGAUUUUUCUGCAGAUCAUCAGAAUGAAAGUGAUCGGCCAUGUUUACAGAGCCCUUUUUAAAAUGUACUUUCGUGACAUUAUUGUGUGUGUGUAAACAGAGAGCUGCUCUCUGAUUGGCCCCUGCCUGCUGCGUGUGUGUGGGAUGUUCCUGUCGCAGCAGCGUGUGGUGCUGGUUUUUACGCGUCACUUCAUUUCUUGCAGCGUGCAGCUGUGGUGGCUGUCAGCAGCUGUUGGAGCUGCUCUGAGGCGCAUUCAGCUCCGUCAUGAAGCUCAGGCUGCUGCUCGCCCUGCUCUCAGUCUGUGAAUGUGACAGCAAGGUCAAAGGUCACACAGGUCAGGACGUCACUCUGCCCUGUAAAUAUGACAGGAAAUAUCACGGCGCCGUGGAAGUGUGCUGGCAGCGAGGAGAGAUACCGUUCAACAAGUGCUCCAAUCAGCUGAUCUCCACAGAUGGAGACAAAGUGUUAACCAGAGCUUCCAGCAGGUAUGAGCUGCUGGGCCGACUGGAGGACGGAGACGUCUCUCUGACCAUAAAGAGCCUGACAGAGGGAGACGCUGGACGAUACGGCUGCAGGGUGCAUAUACCCGGGCCGUUCAACGAUGACAAACAGUACAUCGACCUGACUGUUGUCCCAGCUCCACAAAUUCACACAUCAACAGCCUCGACGACAAAGACCACCGCGGCCUCUCAGACUGCAGGUCACCUGACCUCCACAGAAAGCCUGCUGACUUCCUCCCACAGUGUGACGAGCGGCAGUGAGAAGCAGGAGGGCGGAGCUCUGACGGGCGUUGUGCUCUACGUGCUGCUGGGUUCGGUGUUGCUGCUCAUCAUCGCAGGAGGCCUGAAGCUGCUCUGCAGACGCCCUCAGAAGUUUCAGCAGUUCGACACCUCGGCCCGCUUCAGCUCCACGUCGUCUGCUGUGCAGCUUCACAGCAAAAGCUCCGCCGGGGACGGAGACAUCAGCGGCAGCGAAGGCGUAUACGAGAACUACGUCUGCAGCUCUGAGGCUCCGCCCACUCAGCUGCCGAGGCUGAAGACGAUAUAACGAAUAACAACAGCCUUUCUGGAGUUUGAGCCAGAGCUGUGCCUUCAUUUCUGUCCAAUCAGAGAGCUUCAGGUGGUAAAUCUCCCUCAGGUGGGAGGGUCUGUAGGCAGCAGGUGGUUAACAGACUAACAUGUAAAUACAAAUGAGCUCUUAUUGUGAAAGAUCUGGUAUGAUUUCAGGUUUUUCUCAGAUUUAAUAAAAUAUUUGAAAAUCUUUUUGAACUUCUUUGAUCAGAGUUUUUGUAGCUGUUAGUUUUUCAUCCUUUAAACAUUUUCUCUGAGGAUGGAGUCAGUUUACUGCUCCAGGUGGCCAAAUGACUGUAACCUCAAAGGUUCCCGUUAGUGACCUAAUCACUAUAAUCAUAGUAAUAAUUUGUGGCACAUCUCGUAUAAAGUACAACAUUCUUGUUGUUUUUGACAUGUUGGCUCUCCCUCGCUCCACAAAUAUAAAAAACUUUAUUAUAUUAUUAUGUUUUAUGCAUUAAAAUCUAAA
Molecule: messenger RNA, 2208 nt
Organism: Haplochromis burtoni (Burton's mouthbrooder)
Lineage: Eukaryota; Metazoa; Chordata; Actinopteri; Cichliformes; Cichlidae
Product: hepatitis A virus cellular receptor 1 homolog
Exons: 7
Coding region: 934-1716 (260 amino acids)
Source: RefSeq, a predicted model, not a curated record